Ceutorhynchus assimilis (cabbage seed weevil) is the source of this 1699-nucleotide messenger RNA. NCBI's taxonomy places the organism in Eukaryota, Metazoa, Arthropoda, Insecta, Coleoptera, Curculionidae. The record is from the annotation of a GenBank genome assembly.
GCAAAAGAGAUAAAACUUGUUAUAACAUACCUAUCAAAACCCAUCAUAAGCUCUCUUUAUCGACAAGCGGUCAUUGCCAAAAUUUGUUUAGUGCCAGAUAACAUUAUCAACAACAAAAAUGCUUAUCUUAAAACGUGGGGUUCGUUCUUGUUUAUGGAAGAUAAAUUCGAAUUUUUGUUAGAAAUUUGGCAGUGAGUGGCAAUCUGCAGGAUAGUGUUGUUGUCAGUGUUUUUGUUCAUAAUCUAUGGGGAUUUUCAAUAGAUUAAACAUCAUGCCUACUAAACCCAAAGGUAAACCCAAAAGUUCCCAUAACAAGGAAUCAGAGGAUAUUGAAGUGGGGUCCAUUCAUGAAGAGUUAGAAGUGCCUGUGGCAUCGGAACUGGUGUUUCGGAAAAUAUGGAAGAUCAAAAAAUUCCUUCACACGAUCAAGAAGCGAGAUUUACUCGACAGUCCGGAAUUUAGAUGUUCUGUAAAUGGAGUUACCACUUUUUGGAAUAUCGCUGUUCGAUUUUGGAAAGGUGCCAAUGGUAAAAAAGUCACUAAUCCCCUGGUGAUUUGUCUAAAUUUGACCGGGUGCGAAACAGAAGAAACUGGUCAAGCCAGAGUCAGGUUUCAGUUUGGUAUUUUUGAUGCUCACAUAAAACAUUGGGAAUGUUGCCCCAUUUCCAGCGUUGUGCUCAACUUACAAAACAACAAAGAACUUCUAUCGGUAGGAUACAAAAGUUUAGGGAUCUUGGAUAGACAUAUAGACAGUGAAAAAGAUGUAAGGAUAAUGGUAAAAAUCCAAAUAAUCCAAAGUGAUGAGGAAAUGCAUAGUUUAUCUCAAGACAUGGCAAGACUGAUGAUAUUAGAAGACAGCAAAGAUACCCUUAUCGAAUGUUACUGUGAUUCUGAAAAUAAGGACUGCCAAAAAGCCCCUUUGAAAGUACAUAGCUGGAUUAUAAAGACUAGGAGUGAGAAAUUGGGUAAAAGACUGGAACAAUAUAAUGACGAAAAAAAUAAGGGUAUGAAAUAUCUUUUGUCCCUGCCAGAAUAUUCUUAUGGUGUCGUCAAUGAACUUGUCAGGUACAUUUACACUGACAAAGUUGAUUGUGCUGACAAAUAUGCUUCUAAACUAUUACCUAUUAGUGCCAUAUAUAAUAUGCAAGGUCUUAAAGGUCUUUGUGAACGUCAUUUGAUAGAAAGUCUAACGCCGACUAACGUAGCUAAUAUCCUUCUCAUGGCGGAUCAAUGCAGAUGUGAAAAUCUUAGAAAAGCUGCUUUACAUUACUGUGAAGAUUCAGAUGAAAUCAAAGGCAAUGUUCACAUGCCAGGCAAAACUUUAGCUUGGCGUGUAAUGGAAAUGGUGAAUCCGGAUUUGUUUAUGGAAGCUUGCGAAAGUAUAGGAAGCUCUUCUAGUAAUUUAGAUAGUCCUGGAACCCCAGGUGGUUCCUGGAGCGAUUAAAGUACCUGAAUGUAUUAAUAAUAAUUAGUGUUAGUGUUGCUGAGUACAAGAAAUAUUUUUGUAUAAUAAUUAUUAUUUCAAACUAUGUAUAUCAAUGGCAUAUUUAGUUAUUAACACAGUUUAAUAGUGAAUAAUUGGUUACCUAUUUCAAAAAUCUCAAUUUUUCUAAAACAUUUCCCAGCAUUUUUUUUAUACCUAUUAUUUAAUAAUUAUAUUUUACUUAGAUUAAUAAUUAUGUGUCUGAAUUUAAAUUGG